UUGAGCAGUAACCAUAUGAGAGGAGCAGGCAGAGCCCUCAACGGUCUAGAGGUGUGGAUAUGAUGCCCCCACAGAGUACGUACAGCGACGCCCUUAGCUUGCCUCCAUGCCUGCAAAAACGCGGUCUUGUCGCGAGGUAAAAACGUUCUCGCAAAUAUUGCAGUUCUGAGGGGAAGUAUAGCUUUGUUUGUAGCUCUUUGAAAGCGGUUUUUCGUGGAGAGUUGUGCCGAUGACAAGAAUGGUCGAGUUUUCCAAGCAUGCCCCCCUUGUUUGUAGACUUGAAAGCAAGAUGUCAGGUGUGCAGACAGCGGGUAGAAGCAGCUGCUUCUGUUCAGACGCAAACAAAAUAAUGCCAUCGUCCCCCUAACUAACCACACUAUUAACAGCAGUUGUCCGAUUUCAAGUAGGCUUCAAAGUUAUGGUGUACUUCCUGGAAUACUCGUAGUGAAAGCGUCUUAAGGUAUGUAUCAAUUAAAUACAUAAGAACGUUGUUUCUACGGAUUUAAAUAAUUUAUUAUUCCAAUGUCAUCAUUCCGCCAAGCUUACUCAUGUAUAUACAUCUCCAUGAUACCCUUGUCCAACGACGCGGAAAUUAUACAUUUGAUUGAGGACCAUGUUUAAGAAAAUGCUGGGAGACCUUGUGGACUCUGUUCUAAAGAAUUAAAACCGGUGCAUCAAGCUGGCUUAACAAGUUCUGUAUGGAACUUCUCGUCAACAUCAUAGGUCAAAACAAAGCAGGCGUCUCGGCGAUGUGUGUCCUAAAUUAUCCUUCCCCGGAAACGCGAAUAUACAGAAGAGGUCCGGUACCAAAGUCAACUUUUCAAACUGGCAAAAAUCUAAUCUCCUAACCUUUAUGCAAACUUUCCCCUUUGUUGGGAACGUCAUCGGUUCAAGGCGAGAUGAGAAGGUGCUUCCCUUCGAACAUAGGAAAAGAAAGCACUAUUUGAAAUGAAUUCGACACCACUUUUCCACCCAACGUCAUUGCGUGACGUGGAGUAUUGCUGACAUCUGGCGUCUCUAGCGUGAAACUACAAUUGUCGAAGAUGGACUACAACAAGCGCCAUUUUAUGGAAGUAAGGCUGAAUCCGAAUUCAUUGCUCAUUGCUCAACCCUACCCCUCAUUGCUCAACCCUAACUCUAACUUUUAAGCCGACCCCCUACCCCUACCCAGUGGUGGGCCGUCAGUAGAGAAGGCCCUGCUGGCCCUGUCAAAAUCUAAAUCAUAUAUAUACAUAUAUAUAUAUUUAUUUAUUUUCAAAAUGACAUUAAUUUGUGUCUGAACGCAUCUUAAUUCCAUAUUUUUUUCAGUUCUUACAACAUAAUUCCAGAGGCCCCAGGGCCCACCAAUAUGCCGGCGCUGGCCCCCGGUGACAUCAUCAGCAAAUUUUGAAUCGUUGGCGGUAGUGACAGAGUUGAUAGUGAAGUGAACUACUAUGGCCACUGCCUUCACAUCACCUAGCGAUCCUGUUUCUGAUCUCCUUUGUUUGCCUUAUUCAAGGCGAUCGUUUGGAGAGAAGACAGAUUUAAUUUCAAGAGGAAGACCUACAUCGAAGCUGGAUGGGCUGACUCAGGCCGGUAAAGGUUUUGUGCGGCACUUUACAGAGUGCAACUACAGCCGCUAUGACUGGCUAACGGCUAGCACCGUUAAGAACAACCUAUUCGUGCCGUGUUUGCUGCUCAACAUCAGUGAGGGGACAUGGAACAGCGCCUGAUUUAGCAGUCUUAACAGCUUCACCAAGGCAGCUUUAAAAGAUCAGGUCAUGGGUGAUGGGUGAGUUUUUCUUUGCACUUUGUAGGAGAGAUAAUGUUGUUGUGGUACUUUAGUUUAUAACGCAUUUUUUGUAAUGGUUGGAAACAUAAAUAUAUUGCUGGAAUUUGGGCAGUAGGCUUGAUGGUAAUGCUGUGUGGCGAUGCCAUUUAAUAAGCAUAUUAAAUUAACCCGUUCACUACUACUCCUGUUAGCAUAAUAUUCUGGGUGGAAUAGCUGUUGUAAAAUAUGUGGCAUGAAGGCCUACUUGUAUGUUUCAUUUUUGUUAAUGAACUGGCGUUGCACUUGUAAUGUUGUCGCUAUAGAGCUCGUAAGUCGCCAUUGCUCAUGGGACCUAUGAGACCGAAAAAAAAUGAAUGGGAGUCAAUGGAGAGAAAGUAAUUAUUUUCUGAUCCCAGUCAUUAAAUGCCUUGGAUUACACAUAUGUUUUGUGUGGGUCUAAAUAAAAAAAAAUCACGUAAAGAGUUUGACUGUAUAUUGUAUGAUUAUUCAGCUAAAGGCUGUGGAAAAGACCCAACGAAAAAGACUACACGUUGCAUAUGUGACGUCACAUCAAUACACAUUCCCUCCACUUCUCAACUCACAGUGCUAAUGCUGCGUACCACGGUACCACGGUCUACUGAGCCAUCAAAUCAAGAUGCCUGUGUGUUUUGCACCAGAAUGUCACCAUUCAACUGAGAUGGGCUGUUCUUUUUUUAGAUUACCGUCUGACAUUAAAACCAGGAAUCACUGGAUAAAACGUAUCCGGUAAGCGAUGUGUGUGAAUUUCGGCGGCAGCAACAAUUGGCGGCAACUAACAUUAACUUAAUGAAGUUUAGUCUUAAUUGCCAUUAUUCCAGUACAUCCAUACCCUUAUUAUUUUUAGUUUGAUAAAAAUGUAUAUAUGUAUAUAUAUGUAUUAUAUAUAAUAUUACUUGUUAGUGCUAAUAGCACAAUAAAAAAGUGCUGCUUGAAUUAUUUUAAUUUCAAUGAAAACCCUUAACCAAGUCCUCCUGUAUGAAGGUAUUAUUGUAGCAAAAGUCUUUAGCACCUGUAACUGCAGAAUUUGAAUGCAUACACUAAAGUCACAGUAAAUUUGAAGUCGUAUAUAUUUAUUUUGCAUGUACUCUAAAGUCACAAAUGUGUAACAGUACAUUUGUAGUCUUAAAAAAUAAAUAAUAUAUUUUUUAUACCAUUGUAAACACAAAAUAGGGUCUACGAGUACGCAAAUCUGUGUUACAGGUGCACAAAUCCUUUUGCUACAAUUAUUGCAGCGCAGUUGGUGCAAAACACAUUCGCACACCCGUGUUUCAUAAUCUGAGAACAUGCCCGAAAAGAUGUGCAUUCGUAAACCCAAAUUUGAACUAAUGCAUCAGAAGUUGCACAUCUGUGAAAAAUGUCCUCACAAAUAAAAUGAUAAAGAACGCUAUGUAUACUUGCCUUUUCUCUCCAAAGUUCUUGAGAAGAUAGUGGCAACUCAACUCCAGGAUCACCUGAAGGCCAAUGAUCUCUUUGAGCCAUUCCAAUCUGGAUUCCGUCCUAUGCAUAGUACUGAAACGGCCAUGAUCAAGAUUACUAAUGAUCUCCUCUGUGCAGCUGAUGAUAGACUUAUCUCCAUUCUGAUUCUCCUUGAUCUCAGUGCAGCCUUCGACAUUAUCUCUCACCAUCUUCUGCUGGAACGUCUAGCUAAUAUCGGAGUGUGUGGCAGUGCUCACCAGUGGUUCACCUAGGGCUGGGCGAUUUUUCGAUUUUGAUUUUAAUCGCGAUUUAAUUUUUUUCUACGGUUUUAAAUGAGACGUUCGAUUAGCCGACGCCUUCAAAAAAAAUAAAAUAUUAAAAUAUUAAAAUAGCAAUUAAAUGAUAGUACUGCCCAGGAGGAGAUUGUUGAAAAGAAGGGUCUGAGAAGUUCGGCUGCUUGGAGGUACUUUGGGUAUUUGAAGUCGGACGAACAACAGCGUAAUACACUGUGCAAAAUAUGUAGAAGGAACGUAGCUACUAAAACAGGAAACACCAGCAAUUUGUUUCAGCAUUUAAGACAAUGCCACCCACUAGAGCACGCACAGUUAUGCAAGACAGGUAAUGCCCCCUCCUCCAGCACCAGUAAAAGGAAGCCAUAUCAACAGACCAUAAUGUCCGCUCUUUCCAGCAUCGCGCCGUAUGAAAAAACAUCGAAACGACACAAAGACGUUACACACGCAAUCACACAAUUCCUCGCAAAAGGCAUGCUGCCAAUACGCACUGUCGAAAAGGAAGAAUUUAAAAACCUAAUGAGAGUGAUUGACCCUCGUUAUCAACUCCCAGGGCGCAAACACUUCUCGCAGACAGCAAUCCCACAACUGUAUGCGGAGUGCAGAGGGAUGGUUGAGAGGGACCUGCGGGCUGUGGCAUACUUCGCCACCACAUCGGACUUGUGGUCAAGUCGAACUUCCGAACCAUAUUUGAGCCUCACUGCUCAUUAUUUUGACCAAGACUGGGCUAUGAAGAGCAAAUGCCUCCAAACGGCAUACUUUCCUGAAGACCAUACUGCCGAGGCAAUUGCAUCAGGGCUGACAGAAUCGCUUGGUUCGUGGGGGCUAAGUGAAAGCAAACAAGUUUGCAUUACCACAGAUAGUGGAGCAAAUAUAGUAAAAGCAACCACCCUCAACAACUGGACUCGCCUACAGUGUUUUGGGCACCGACUUCACUCAGCUGUUGAGAAAGCCGGAAAGCACAAGAAAGUGGAGCGUGCUGUGGGUGUGUGUAAGAAAGCAGUGGCUGCCUUCAGCUAUUCGUGGAAGAAGAAGAGAGAUCUGGCUGUUGCUCAAGAAGAGCUUCAUCUACCCCAGCACAAGUUAGUGACUGAGUCACCCACUAGGUGGGGUUCAUGUCAGAAGAUGGUGGAGAGGAUGCUGGAGCAGCAGAAAGCUAUCGCUCAGGUCUUGGGAGCAGACAAAAAGACGAGACAACUGGUUCCUACAUGGCAAGACCUAGAUGUCCUGGAAUCUGUCAAUGGGGCCCUGAAUCCACUACUGGAAUUCACUGAUGCACUCUCCAGUGAAAAUUAUGUGUCAUACCUCAAGCCGAUGCUGCAACUUUUCAGAACACAGAUUCUCAAGCCAUCCGACGAUGAAACACAGCUCACCAAAGAAUUGAAGAUGACAGUCAUGUCAUACCUGGAUGAAAAGUAUGCCGAUCCGAACACUGAGGAACUACUGGAUGUUGCAACUUUGGUAGAUCCGCGUUUCAAGACACAAUACAUUAAGCCAGAAAACAUUCAUGCCAUCAAAAUGAGAGCAGUGUCUGAGAUGUUGGAGGACUGCUCCACUUCAGUCAGAACAGAGGAAGCAGAGGCAGGAGAUGCUGCAGUACCCCCUCCCCUGAAGACACAAAAAAAGUCAUUGGGCAGCUUCUUUAAGAAACCAGAAUCCAGCCCAGCACUCAAUGACAGACAGAGUGUUGAGCGGGAACUCGAAAACUACUUGACAGCAGCAGAUGCAGACAGUGAGAUGGACCCACUGCAAUGGUGGAAGGUGAAUGAAAGGAACUUCCCAAGACUUGGCGGCCUUGCAAAGCACUAUUUGUGCAUCCCUGCAACCAGCACACCCUCCGAGAGGGUAUUUAGCACAGGGGAGAACAUUGUGACCUGCCACAGGGCAGCUUUAAAACCUGAGAUGGUGGAUACACUUGUCUUCCUUGCUCGCAACUUGUGAGAAACAGUAUUGCAAAAUAUUUUGUUUCAUUGCAGCACAAGUUAAAUGCACUUCAUGUUUUUCGUUGUUUUUUAAAGCUGCUAGAAUUUGUUCUGUGA
This is a messenger RNA of Gadus chalcogrammus (walleye pollock), 5534 nucleotides long. Its product is annotated as E3 SUMO-protein ligase ZBED1-like. The record is from RefSeq and is a predicted model, not a curated record. NCBI's taxonomy places the organism in Eukaryota, Metazoa, Chordata, Actinopteri, Gadiformes, Gadidae. The coding region runs from base 3877 to 5436 and encodes 519 amino acids. Gene Ontology annotation, molecular function: protein dimerization activity. The transcript has 2 exons.